AUGAACGAUCCAAAUGGGUUGUGGUACGAUGCGAAGGAGGAACUUUACCACAUGUACUUCCAGUACAACCCAGAAGACAAUAUUUGGGGUUCACCAUUGUAUUGGGGUCAUGCAGUCUCUGAUGAUUUGACUACUUGGGAAGAAAGAGGUAUUGCCUUAGGACCAAAAACCAAUGACUCGGCGGCAUUCUCUGGUAGUGCUGUGGUUGAUGUCGACAACACUUCUGGAUUUUUCAAUGAUACUACUGACCCAAGACAAAGAGUUGUGGCAAUCUGGACUCAUAACGCACCUGACAAGCAAUCCCAAUACGUUAGUUACUCUGUUGAUGGUGGUGACACUUUCAUCGAGUAUGAGAACAACCCUGUGCUAGAUCUGAACUCAACUCAGUUUAGAGAUCCUAAGGUUAUCUGGCACGAGGAGACUAAGAAAUGGAUUAUGAUUGUUGCUAUGUCUCAAAAAUACGAGAUUGCAAUUUAUUCUUCCGAUGACUUGGUUGAUUGGACAUAUGAAUCUGCCUUUGGUAAUGCAGGGUAUUUGGGAUUCCAAUAUGAGUGUCCCGGGUUGGUUAAGGUUCCAGUCGUCCAAACGGAACAAGGUGGUUUGACUGUCUCCAACUUGACUUAUCCAAACACCACUUCUUACAACAGCACUUAUUUCAAUGCCACAAACACAUCGACUGUGAACAACGAAGCUUGGGUUAUGUUCUUGUCUAUCUAUCCUGGUGGCCCACUAGGUGGUUCUGCUACUCAGUAUUUCAUUGGUGAUUUCAAUGGUACCCACUUCGAGCCAUUUACGACCCAAGCUAGAUUCUUGGAUCUAGGUAAGGACUAUUACGCCGUCCAAACCUUCUACAAUUCUCCAAACGCUGAUGAAGUUUUGGGUAUCGCAUGGGCUUCUAACUGGCAAUAUGCUCAAAAUGUUCCUACCUAUGAGUGGAGAUCUUCGAUGUCUUUGGCCAGAAACUUCACCUUGAGAGAAUAUUCGCCAAACCCUGAGUCGGUCCAAUUGAACUUGAAUAGUGAGCCGGUCUUGAACGCCAACCCAGUGGAGGCCCAAAAUGCCACCUUUUCCUUCGAGGAUGAACUUCUGUUGAUUGACAAUGAAUUGUCGGGAAAUUUCCCUAGCAACAUCAGUGCUACAGCCAUCGAAUUUGAAAUAGAGUGGUCUGUUAACGAAAUCGCAUUCAACAUUACCGAAUUGAAUGGAUUUGUUUUAAGUUUGGCCACCGAUGAUUACGAUGAGUUCUUGACUUUUGGCUACGAAGCUAAUGCGCAAUCAUUCUUCUUCAAUAGAGGUAACACUGAGGAGCCUUUCGUCUACGCUAACCCAUUUUUCAACGAAAAACUAUCUGUCUAUUUGGAGCCAUACUCGACUUCAAGCAACGGUACCAACACUUACAAGGUUCAUGGUAUUGUUGAUCAAAAUAUUGCAGAAUUGUAUUUCAAUGAUGGUUCAGUUGUUAGCACCAAUCUAUUUUUCACUACCCCAGGAAACCAACUAACCUGGUGGUCCGUCGAUACUAGUAUCGAUGGUGGAUUCAAACUCGACAACUUCACGAUCAGCGUCUUGGACGUUUGA
Molecule: messenger RNA, 1578 nt
Organism: Torulaspora delbrueckii
Lineage: Eukaryota; Fungi; Ascomycota; Saccharomycetes; Saccharomycetales; Saccharomycetaceae
Exons: 1
Coding region: 1-1578 (525 amino acids)
Biological process (GO): sucrose catabolic process
Cellular component (GO): fungal-type vacuole
Molecular function (GO): sucrose alpha-glucosidase activity
Source: RefSeq, a predicted model, not a curated record